AUGUGCCUGGUGAAUUGGAAUACUGACCAGUCGUUUUUUGAUUCUAGGACACGUCUUCCCUCCCUCUACUCCGACCUUACUGUGCAAAAGACCUCCAACCCCGAAGGCUAUGCAGCCAACGUAACGGCAUGGGAAUCUGCUCUCACCCGCGCGGCGCUUGUCGGCAAACUUCCCGUUGAGCAACGUCUAAUACUCCAGACUUCCGAAGACCUACUUAAUGCCCUCGCCAGCCCGCAGUAUGGCCGACCAUCCGGCCUCGGAUGUGUGCUGGACGAUGCUGUCCGGCACGGCAAGAUGAUUGAUUUGAAAGACUUCCUCACCAGCGACAAGAGCAUCUACAACCGCUCAUGGCUACCUAGCCCUUGGGCUAUCCUGCGCUGGAGUCUACGACAGGUCGGCAUUGUGGGCGCUCACAGCUACGAGGCACCAGGAGGUCGAUUGAGGAACGGUAGUCUGGUGCUCGUGCCGGCGUUGGAAGAGAUUUAUAAAAAGAUGCAGCCUGUGCGGGACCGACACACACAGAGUCUUACGGAUAGAAUUCUGAGCCGAGAACUUCUCACGAAGGAACUGAACGAUCUAGUGCCGGGUGACACGCCUCUGUCGGAGGAGGACGUCAAUGUCGUACUACGGUUUCUGGCCCGGGACAAACAGGUGCUCAACUACGAUGCCACCACCAUUAAAUUCAAGGCUCCCGCGGCGUCUCUACCCGAACCCAUCACACUUGAAGACCGAUCUAUCGCAUCCCUGAAGACUCUCAUUACAAAUCUCACGGCCCAAAUCGACAAUCUGACCGCGCGUGUCUCCACGCUCCAGAGCACCGCGCAACAGGCUGUCAAAGCAGGUAAUAAAACGUCCGCCCUUUCUGCGCUUCGCUCGAAGAAGCUGGCGGAACGCUCCCUACAGUCGCGUGUCGACACCAUGCAUCAGCUUGAAGAAGUGUACGGCAAGAUCCAAGCUGCGGCUGAUCAGGUUGAGGUCGUGGCUGCGAUGGAGGCCAGUGCGGGCGUGCUCAAGACGCUGAACAAACAGGUCGGCGGGGUUGAGAAGGUCGAAGAUGUGCUGGAGUCGCUGCGCGAGGAGAUGGGCAAGGUUGAUGAAGUCACGGGUGUGAUUGCCGAGCCCCUGGAUGGAAAGGCCGUCCUGGAUGAGGGAGAGGUCGACGAAGAACUCGAAAGCAUGGAGCGCGAGGAGAGGAUCAAACAGGAGGAGAAGGAACGCGAAGUCAAGAAGCAGAUCGAGGCCCAAGAGGCCGAAGCCACCCGGAGGCGGUUGGCGGAGCUGGAUCAGGUACAGGCUGCUCAAGCCGAAUCUCAACCACAGGCAAGGGAGCGGCCGCGGAACGAUCAGGAGAACGUUCCGAUGUCCGACGCUGCACUGGAGCAAUCAUUGUCAUCCAGCAUGGAGAAACUUCGGAAGUUGGACAUCGACGACGUGCGGCAACAACCCAACCAGGAUCAGAAUCGCCUCGAGGCGGUGCGACAAGCGCAGCAUAACGAACAACAAGAGAGAAUUAUGGGGGAAACAUCAUAA
This is a messenger RNA of Exophiala dermatitidis NIH/UT8656, 1530 nucleotides long. RefSeq lists its product as uncharacterized. Gene Ontology annotation, cellular component: ESCRT III complex; cytoplasmic side of plasma membrane; multivesicular body. The coding region runs from base 1 to 1530 and encodes 509 amino acids. The record is from RefSeq and is a predicted model, not a curated record. Gene Ontology annotation, biological process: vesicle budding from membrane; late endosome to vacuole transport via multivesicular body sorting pathway. Lineage: Eukaryota; Fungi; Ascomycota; Eurotiomycetes; Chaetothyriales; Herpotrichiellaceae. The transcript has a single exon.